Marchantia polymorpha subsp. ruderalis is the source of this 567-nucleotide messenger RNA. The record is from the annotation of a GenBank genome assembly. Lineage: Eukaryota; Viridiplantae; Streptophyta; Marchantiopsida; Marchantiales; Marchantiaceae.
UCGGUCAGCAGAAGAGGAAUAAGUUAACGAAUCUAAUUUGACUACUCUCAGGAAAACACAGCCAUCAACUGAGCACAUCAACCUACCUAGAUGAUUCUCAAUUCUCCACCAAGAUCGUGGAGGCUGCAACUACGGUACGCCGGUGAGUCCCAGAGUCGACGUGGAGUGCGGCAAUCUGUGCUCCUCGACCACGGACUUCCAGUGCUCGACACUCCUCGACUACAAAUGUCUCGUCGCCCGAAAAAAAUGGCGAAAUCGAUCGAAUUUGCUCGUUCAAAAUUGGCAAAACUAAUCGGACAUGUUCCAGCAAAAUUGGGGCGUACACGUAACUGGACAUUAUUCGGUUCCGUUUGCCAUGCCUCAGACUGCAGUGAAAAAAAUGAGAAGCGACGGUACGCAAGGCACCCGAUCCUCCUCUCGAGCUAAAUUCCGACUACGUCUGCGAAUGAAACGAGUGACAGUGGCAGAGAAGCGCAGUGCAGUGCCGUGCCGUUUGAGGUUCGAGGUUAUGGCACGGACCACAAGGUGGGAACAGUUGUGAGAAGUCAGUUACACCAUCUCUGAAAU